AUGGGUCUAAACCUGAAUCCUUCUUUCCCGGAGGAUGAGAGGAAGAAGCUGUUCUAUUACAGCCUGUAUGCAUUUGGGGGCCCGACGGUCUUAGUCGCGAUUGCAGGCGCCGUGGAAUUCUCUCCAAGCAGCCAUCCUGAUGAAAUCUACAAGAUAGUGUCUCAAACGCAUCAUAUGGGAAGAUGUCCAUUCUUUGGUACUUCUGGAGCAUUUGGGGUUAUCCUUUGGCCGAAGUUGUUGAUCCUAGUGGCUAAUGUGAUUUUUUUUUCUCUCACGAGUCGCGAAUUGCUUCAGCACGCCAAAGACACUGCCCACCUACAGAAAAACCAAGAACAAAGACAGACGCUUGGGCUAUACAUCAAGUUGUUUUUCCUGAUGGGGCUGACGUGGCUGGUGGUGCUUUUCGGCUACAUUUUCAUGAAAACGAAGGUGUUUUUACUCAUCGCAACUAUCCUCGAGUCCGUUCAAGGAGUCUUCAUCUUCUUCAUCGUGUGCAAGAAGGAUACCAUGCAGUACAUGAGGAGGACGUCUCAGGAAUGGUUCUCAAGGUUUCGCCAAAGGGCCGAGAGCUCCUCCUCGACUGGAGGCACAGUUGAGAGUCAGAGCACUCAGCCGUAGGCAGAUUCUGCUCCGGUAUCACCGAUUCCAAGGAGUGAGAAGUGAGAGGUGGUGGUGAUGAUUCACCCGUAGCCAUUUUCCAAGGACGGAAGUGAAUCAAGGAUGCAAAAAUGACCCGUAAGGCCAAAAAAGUUCUGUCUACUCAGGGAUCUCCACUCAUACUCAGGGGUCCUAUUCCUAGUAUUCACCUUUAGAUGAUUCCCCCAACACCAAGCAGAUAUCUGCGUAAUCAUGAAUAUGAUUUUUUUUCUUCAAGAUUCAUGUGUCUAUUCUCAAUCCGGUGUAAGGC
Messenger RNA from Darwinula stevensoni, 907 nucleotides. NCBI's taxonomy places the organism in Eukaryota, Metazoa, Arthropoda, Ostracoda, Podocopida, Darwinulidae. The record is from the annotation of a GenBank genome assembly.